AUGUGUGGUAUUUUUGCAUCAUUCAGAAACGAAGAUGUGCUUUCUUACAAGCCUAAGGCUUUACAGCUGUCCAAGAGAAUAAGACACCGUGGUCCUGAUUGGUCUGGUAAUAUUACUAAAAACUCCACGAUUCUAGUUCAUGAAAGGUUGGCUAUUGUCGGUCUAGAUACCGGUGCGCAACCAAUCACAAGUCCAUGUGGUGACUACAUUCUAUGUGUCAACGGUGAAAUUUACAACCAUAUUCAAUUGAGAGAGAAAACACCUGAAUAUGGUUACAAGACAUUGAGUGACUGUGAACCUAUUAUUCCAAUGUAUCUGAAACACGACAUUGAAGCACCAGACCAUCUGGAUGGUAUGUUUGCAUUCUGUUUAUAUGAUGCUAAGCAAGAUCGUAUUGUUGCCGCUAGAGAUCCAAUUGGUGUUGUUACAAUGUAUAUGGGUCGUUCAUCGAAGUCUCCAAAGACUGUGUACUUUGCAUCUGAGUUGAAAUGUUUAACUGAUGACUGUGAUAACAUUAUCGCAUUCCCACCAGGACACAUAUAUGAUUCGAAGACCGACAAGAUCACAAGAUAUUUCAACCCAGACUGGUUAGACGAAGACCGUAUUCCAUCUACGCCACUUGAUUUGAAACAGGUUAGAUAUUCUCUAGAGAGGGCUGUUAGAAAGAGAUUGAUGGCUGAAGUUCCUUACGGUGUAUUGCUUUCCGGUGGUUUAGAUUCCUCUUUGAUCGCAUCUAUUGCUGCACGUGAGACUGAGAAGGCAAACAAAGAAAUGAGCCCAUCUCAGUACGACUCUGAAGAGAGCCAUUUAGCAGGUAUUGAUAAAGAUGGUAACCUACACAGCGCAGGAUGGUCUAGACUACACUCUUUUGCCAUUGGUUUACCAGACGCACCAGAUUUGAAAGCUGCUAAGAAAGUUGCUAAAUUUAUCGGAUCCAUUCAUCAUGAACAUACUUUUACUUUAGAAGAAGGACUAGAUGCCCUUGAUGAUGUUAUCUAUCAUUUGGAAACAUACGAUGUUACUACAAUUAGAGCUUCGACACCAAUGUUCUUGUUGUCAAGAAAAAUCAAAGCACAGGGUGUCAAGAUGGUUCUUUCUGGUGAAGGUUCUGACGAAAUUUUUGGUGGUUACUUGUAUUUCGCUCAGGCACCAAGCGCAUCAGAGUUCCACACAGAAUGUGUUAAGCGUGUUAAAAACCUACAUCUUGCCGAUUGUUUAAGAGCUAACAAAUCCACACUAGCUUGGGGUUUAGAGGCUCGUGUUCCAUUCUUGGACAGAGAAUUCCUACAACUUUGUAUGAACAUCGAUCCAAAAGAAAAACUAAUUAACCAAAAGGAAGGUCGUAUUGAAAAAUACAUUUUGAGAAAAGCUUUCGAUACAACUGAUGAGCCGGAUGUCCAACCAUAUUUGCCAGAAGAGAUCUUAUGGAGACAAAAGGAGCAAUUCUCUGAUGGUGUCGGUUACUCAUGGAUUGACGGUUUGAAGGAUACCGCUGACAGAGUUGUGUCCGAUGAAAUGUUCGCUGCGCCAAAGAGCUCUUGGGGAGAUGAUAUUCCAACCACCAAAGAAGCUUACUGGUACAGAUUGAAAUUUGAUGCCUUGUUCCCACAAAAGACUGUUGCUGACACCGUCAUGAGAUGGAUUCCAAAGGCUGACUGGGGCUGUGCCGAAGAUCCUUCCGGUAGAUUUGCCAAGAUUCAUGAGCAACAUGUUGAUAACUGA
Messenger RNA from Zygotorulaspora mrakii, 1722 nucleotides. RefSeq names its product asparagine synthase (glutamine-hydrolyzing) 2 (gene ASN2). The transcript has a single exon. Gene Ontology annotation, cellular component: cytosol. Lineage: Eukaryota; Fungi; Ascomycota; Saccharomycetes; Saccharomycetales; Saccharomycetaceae. The record is from RefSeq and is a predicted model, not a curated record. Bases 1 to 1722 code for a protein of 573 amino acids. Gene Ontology annotation, molecular function: asparagine synthase (glutamine-hydrolyzing) activity.